This is a messenger RNA of Lingula anatina, 924 nucleotides long. Its product is annotated as G protein-coupled receptor 157-like. Gene Ontology annotation, molecular function: G protein-coupled receptor activity. The record is from RefSeq and is a predicted model, not a curated record. NCBI's taxonomy places the organism in Eukaryota, Metazoa, Brachiopoda, Lingulata, Lingulida, Lingulidae. Gene Ontology annotation, cellular component: plasma membrane. Gene Ontology annotation, biological process: adenylate cyclase-activating G protein-coupled receptor signaling pathway; cell surface receptor signaling pathway.
AUGGUAAUAUGGACCUACCUGGUGUUAGAAGAUGUUCGAACCACCAGCAGAAAACUAUUAAUGUUUGCAAGUGUUGCGGAUAUCGUGACUGCAGCUUGUUUUUUAAUGGGAUCCUUAUGGUAUAUCUUGAAGAGACAGUUUGGCUCGGAUACUAUACAUACUGACGGUGGUGACGAGCAGGCCAAUUCGAGUGACAUCACAUGUGUAUUAAUUGGUGCAAUAUCGAGUUAUUCCCAGUCGGUGUCAUUCUGGUGGAACAUGGCAACUGCAUUGUACCUGUACCUUGAAAUAGUCCAAGGGAAAAGAAUAGAAGCGUGGAAAUGGCUGGGGAUUACUCAUGUCAUCUGUUGGGGAGUUCCAGCAAUUCCAACAAUCACUGCGGCAUGUUAUCAUGUAUUUGGUUUUAACGACGUACUCAUGCCGGCCUGUUCUAUAAGCCGCGCGUCUAUCUGCUGGCUGAAGGGAGGGCUGGGGUUCCGGGAGUAUAUAGCCUGGACUAUACUGACACUGAAAGGCACCGAGAUACUGACAUAUUUCCAAAUACUGGUGCUGUAUUUGAUGAUUGCUUGGCACGUUAGCAGGACGAGUACAAACUUGAUCAGAAAUUACCAGUUCAACAGAGAAGACGAAAAGAUGCUCUUUGACCAGACAAUAAGCGUGGUGCUGAGGGCCAACAGAAAGCUCAUUGCAGUGCCACUGCUCUUGAUCGGCGUCCGUAUAUGGGGGACGUUGCGUAUGAUUGUCAUGGUAGCGUGGAUGCCGAGCUGUACUACUCCAUAUCCAGCAACAGAGUGGAUAAAAGUGGUGUUCAUGCUCAUGGAGGGUGCAGGCAACUCUGCCCAGGGUUUAGCCAACGGUGUGAUAUUCUGCGCCAUCAGCAACCGUGUGAGAAGUCGAAUCUUCCAUGAUGUUCUUAAGAAAUAA